This is a messenger RNA of Antechinus flavipes (yellow-footed antechinus), 1619 nucleotides long. It is a transcript of the gene CALCR, whose product is annotated as calcitonin receptor. The transcript has 12 exons. The record is from RefSeq and is a predicted model, not a curated record. Gene Ontology annotation, biological process: positive regulation of cytosolic calcium ion concentration; adenylate cyclase-activating G protein-coupled receptor signaling pathway; cell surface receptor signaling pathway. The coding region runs from base 121 to 1527 and encodes 468 amino acids. Gene Ontology annotation, cellular component: axon; plasma membrane. Gene Ontology annotation, molecular function: calcitonin receptor activity; amylin receptor activity. Lineage: Eukaryota; Metazoa; Chordata; Mammalia; Dasyuromorphia; Dasyuridae.
CCCCCCGCGAUGAGGACAGCCCCCCGGGGACGUGGAUAGCGCCCCCCGACGAGGACAGCCCCCCGGGGCGAGAAGCCCACUCCCUCCACUUGGGAGAAUCAGGACCUUAGGAGACUCACCAUGGAAAAGUUGUUGGGUGCUGUCCUUCUCACCGUGCUGUCCUCUGGCCUGGCCUCCUCUCUCAAUGACUCCGAGCCCACCCUGGAGCCCGAGGUCAUCACGGAUGUCUCGCCGGAGCGCCAGAAGAUCGUGGAUGCCCAGUUCAAGUGCUUCGAGCGAAUGAACAGCAAGCCCCCCUACCAAAAGACAGGUCUGUUUUGUAACCGCACGUGGGAUGGAUGGCUCUGCUGGGACGACACACCCGCCGGGAGGGUCUCUGUGCAGAACUGUCCCGACUACUUCCCCGACUUUGAUCCAACAGAACAGGCCUCCAAGUACUGCGAUGAGCAUGGGAACUGGUUCCAGCAUCCCGAGAGUAACCGGACAUGGUCCAACUACACCCUGUGCAACUCCUUCACGUCAGAGAAGCUGAAGGUGGCGUACAUCCUCUACUACAUGGCGCUGGUGGGCCACGCCUUGUCCAUCGCCUCCCUCCUCAGCUCCCUUGGGAUCUUGUUCUAUUUCAAGAGCCUCAGCUGUCAGAGGAUCACGCUGCACAAGAACCUCUUCUUCUCCUACGUGCUGAACUCCCUGUUCACCAUUGUCCACCUCAUUGCGGUGGUGCCCAAUCCUGACCUGGUCAAGAGAGACCCCGUGAGCUGCAAGGUCCUCCAGUUCUUCCACCAGUACCUGAUGGGCUGCAACUACUUCUGGAUGCUGUGUGAGGGCAUCUACCUGCACACGCUCAUCGUGGUGGCUGUGUUCGCCGAGGAGCACCGGCUGCACUGGUACUACCUGCUGGGCUGGGGUACGUAUCCCGCCGCCCCCACUCUCAUACACUCACUCACACACACACUCACUCACACACACUCACACACACUCUCAUACACUCACUCACACACACUCACUCACACACACGCCCCCCCCACCCGCCCCCCCCAGGUUAAUUUCUUCUUCCUGCUCAACAUCGUGCGCGUGCUGGUGACCAAGCUGCGGGACACGCACCGCGCCGAGUCCACCAUGUACAUGAAGGCCGUGCGCGCCACGCUGAUCCUCGUGCCCCUGCUGGGCAUCCAGUUCGUGGUCAUCCCCUGGCGGCCCGAGGGCAAGCUGCCCGGAGAGGUCUACGAUUACGUCAUGCACGUGCUCAUGCACUACCAGGGCCUGCUUGUGGCAACCAUCUUCUGCUUCUUCAAUGGAGAGGUCCAAGGCGCCCUGAAGCGGCAGUGGGCCCAGUGCAAGACCCAGUGGGGCCAGCGGCGCAGGGACCGCUGCUCCACCCGCUCUGCCUCCUACACCGCCACCUCGCUUACAGAGGUCCCGGUUUACCUUUACUCUCCCGAUGCCCACAACGAGCAGCUCAACGGCAAGUUCGCCGCGGAGGACUCGGAGGUCGCGGCCCUGAGGUCCGGAGAGUCGUCAGCCUGAUUGGCCGGCAAAGGAGGCGCCCCGCCCCCAUCCUCUCCGCGGCUGACUCGGGUUCUCUCUCCUGGCCACGUGGAGAACCUUCCAAAGGACCC